Molecule: messenger RNA, 2379 nt
Organism: Fonticula alba
Lineage: Eukaryota; Rotosphaerida; Fonticulaceae
Exons: 3
Coding region: 185-2314 (709 amino acids)
Cellular component (GO): cytoplasm; nucleus
Molecular function (GO): protein binding
Source: RefSeq, a predicted model, not a curated record
ACCUCCCCGCCGCCGGACGCCGGGUCCCGCUCCGUCGCUCUGGGUGCCGAGCCCGGGCCACUGCUGCCAGCACCCCUGCCGGGCCCUUUGACCGGGCUCUCUGCGCGCCGGUCGAGCCUCCGCCUGCUCCGUCCCCCUUUCUCUCCCUCCCUCUCCCCUCGGCGGCCGGUGGCCACCCUGCGCCAUGGACUCGCCCCCGUCCUCCAUGCCGGGGAUGGAUGCGGCCUUCGGCCAGCCCCCCUUGAGCAUCCUGGCCGAUCCCUGGGCCCUGCCGCUGGCUGCCGGCCCGGGCUUGGUGGAUGUCUGGUCGCAGGACCCCCAGGCCGGGGGUGCCAGCACGCCCCCCAGGCCGGAUCCCACGCUGGCCGGCAUCUUUGACAGCCCGUCCGGGCUGGUGCCCGGCGCAUCGCCCUGGGCCACGGACCACCCCGGGCCUGUGGGGCCGCUGGGGCCGGCCCUCGACGCGAUCGAUCCCUGGGCCAUUGCUCCGGCCGGCGUGCCGGACCCGGGGCCGGCCCUGGGCAUUGGCCUGGCCGGUGGCCAUGCCCUGCCCGAUGUGGAUGCCCUGAUCCAGCAGCACAUGGCGCGGCAGCAGGCCGCGGAGCCCGAGGCCGCGGAGCCCGGGGCCCCGGUCGCCUCGUGGCCUGCCAUGCACAUGCAUGGCGUGCCUGCUGCCGAUGACUCUGGCCUGCUGACCGAGGCGGCGCCGGACGCAUCGUCCGAGGGCAUGCCCGGCCAGCUGGCUCGGGCGCAUGGGCCCCAGCCGGUCGAGGCGACGGCCACCUCCUGGCCAGGGGCCCCGGAUGGCCCCUCGGCCGGGGAAACCCACCGCGAAUCCCCUGUCGACCCGCACGCCGGGCCGGCUGACCACCAUCUGGCCAUGCCCGGCCGCCAGGCGGCCCCGGCCCCCGGCCACUCGCGUGACAAUGGGCCUGCCCAUGGGGACGCCGCGGCUGCCGCCCCUGCCACCCUGGCCAUUGGCGCGCGGCAGGACGGCCCCUCGGGCAGCCGCCGCCCGGCCGGAGCCCCGGCCCGGGGUAUGUCCCCCUCCAAGGCAGACGACCCCCAGGGGCCGCCGGCGGCCGGGCUCGGGAUUGACACCGCCCCCGGGCUGCUGGCCCGGCAUCCGGCCGAGGCCCCCCCGACGCCGCCACUGGAGGCGCCCCCGCCGCCCGGGCCGCCGACGCCCCUGCCAAGCCGCGUGUCGGAGCCGGUGGCCUCUCCGCUGGUGGCGGCGGCGCUGAUCCACAACGACGCGCGCCGGCUGGAGGACCAGCUCCAGAGCAACAUCGCCAGCCUGGCCCGCGUCCUGGCCGAGGAGGAGGAGGUGGCGCCCGACGACACCGGGGACUUCGUGCCCCAGAUUGAGCCCCUCCACCCCGGGACAGAUCCCUUUGCCCUGGGGUUCGCCAGCUCGGCGCUGGCCCUCCAGCUGCAGGGGUCGCAGCAGCACCCGCACUCGCAGUCGCACCACCACUCGUCCGGCGGGAGCCGGCGCGCGUCGACCCAUGGAGGGGCGGCCGGGGCAGCCGGCACCGGGGCCAACCUGCGGGACAGCCUGCAUGCGCCCUGUGCCGCGGGCGGGCGUCUGGCCGCGGCCCCGGUGGAGGCGCCGUGCGACUUGGAUCGCCUGGCCGAGGUGACGGCCCAUUGGCCGCUGAAUCGGCCACCCAAGCCGGGGUCCUCCUGGCGGGCCUUCCUCCAGCAGUGGACCCGGCCGGAGGCCGGGGCCGAUGCGUCCCUCGCCGCCGGCGGGCCGGCCACAUCGCGGGUGGUUCCGCUGCGUGUGCGCGGCGACACCGGGUCUCGGCCGGCCGAGACUGCGGCCGAGCUGCGUGCCCUGCGCGAGGACCCGGUUCUCCGGGCCCUGACCCAGCGGCUGGUCAGCAUCGAUUUCCCGGACGGCGCGGCCUUCGGGGCCACGGCCCUCAUGAAAGCCGCGGCCCUGGGCUACUCGGAUGUCUUGGCCUUCCUGAUUGCCACCGGGGCCGACGCCAACCGCCAGGACCAGCGUGGCUGGACCCCGCUCAUUUACUCCGUCUGGUCGGGCAGUGUUGUCUCUGUGCAGCUUCUCCUGGAGGCCGGCUCGGACGCCUCGCUGCAGCGCUGGCCCCCCGGCCGGCAGACCGAGUCGGCUCGCGCCCUGCAGGAAACCAUCAAGGGCGUGCCGCUGCUGCGGGAUCUCCUGGAGCCGGGGAAGCCGUGGCUCACGGCGCGCGAUGUGGCCGCGCACCCGUACUUCGGCUAUCCGGCCAUCCUGUCUGUCCUUGAUGAGUAUGAAGACCGUCGCCGGCGCCAGCUGGCCGAGUGGUAGGCUCGGCUGGGCCGGUGUGGCAGGCCCGCGCACGGGGCCGGGCCCCCCCCCCCCCCCCCCCCCCC